Messenger RNA from Clunio marinus, 273 nucleotides. NCBI's taxonomy places the organism in Eukaryota, Metazoa, Arthropoda, Insecta, Diptera, Chironomidae. The record is from the annotation of a GenBank genome assembly.
AUGAAGUGGUCGUAUACGAAGACGACUCCACGACAAACGCUUUUGUCUAUUAUUAUUCAUUUUGCAGAUAAAGUUGAAUGUUUACACGAUAAAAAGAAUGGUCUUAUAGGAAGGCGUGGGUGUGUAUUACAAAGACAAAAACAACAACAUCACAAUAUUCACGACACAUCAACAAUCUUUUUUGUGUUAUGUCAAAAGUUGUGCUGUUCGCUAACAACACCUGAAAUUCAUUCUGCGCUUUCUUUCCAACUUAAACUUUAUCCUCAACCAUAG